Messenger RNA from Lolium perenne, 2026 nucleotides. RefSeq names its product protein DGS1, mitochondrial. The record is from RefSeq and is a predicted model, not a curated record. Gene Ontology annotation, cellular component: mitochondrial outer membrane. NCBI's taxonomy places the organism in Eukaryota, Viridiplantae, Streptophyta, Magnoliopsida, Poales, Poaceae.
CCACGUCCAAACCCACCCCAAAACCCAAAAAAAGGCUUUGCAAACCGGACAUUCCCCCGAUCCCCAUGGCGACCUCGCCGCCGCGGAGCCCUAACUCAGGCGACCCGCCCCAGGCCGGCGGCCUCGCUGUCGCCCUGGCCGCAGCGCCAGCUCGCGGCUGGAGCUCCCUCGUCGCCCGCCUCCCUCCGCUCGCGGACUCUCUCCUCCUCGCCGCCGUCGCCGGUCUCCUCCGCCGCCUCUACGCGGGCCGUAAACGCCGCCGCCGACGCCCUGCUCUCCCACUCCCCAUCUUCGAUGACGCCGGAAGCUCCGCCCGGAUUGCUGGUCAGAUGCCCAAAGCUUUUGCCAUCUUAGAAGAUAUCGUGCAGCACACUAUGUCUAAUUUGCAUACUAUUCAGAAAAGCUUGCCUUAUUGGAAGUCCAGAGCUGAGGGAUCAAAUUCACAUAAAAUGUACUUCAUGGUGUUCGAAAGAGGUCCAAGGGCCUUUGUUGAAGCAACAUGCCAAACACUGACUAAACUCAGGAGCAACGAAAGUCCUUCUAAGUAUCUUGUAGACUCUGCUUCUGAUAUGGUCUCAACAAAACUCGCUGUCCUCACGAGUAUGCAACAUUGCUUGGCUGUUUUUCUGGCUGAGGUUUACUCUGAAGUUGAUAAUCGCAGAGAAGGAUUAACUGAAAGUUCAGAUAAAUCGCUACAUACACUAUUUGUUAUUUUGAACACCGUCUUCUCCAAAUUGGAGGCAACAAUAAGAAAUGCCACUGAGGGGCAAACUCUGCUGUUCUCUCAUGACGGAAACUCAUCUCAGCUUAUCUUUGAAAGGUUGCCAGAAGUUGAUGUUGAGAGUCCACAGUGGACCGAGGCCUUAUCAACAGAUGCUAUAGCCAUGGUCUAUCAGAACCUCCAGAAGUUAGAUAGUUUUGUUUUCUCUCAACUUUCACGCCAUAAAAAACCAAGAAGUAUGACCAUAUACUGGUUACCCUACACGUGUGGAGCAAUUGGCCUCUCUGCAUGUUCCCUAUGGCUUUUACGCCAUAGUAGCUUGAUGGGAAGUUCUGAUCUGGACAACUGGAUUCAAGAUGCAAAGGAGUCGGUGGUUGGAUUCUGGGAUGAGCAUGUUGAGAGACCAGUCAUUUCUAUUAGAGACGAGCUAUUUGAGACAUUCAAGAGAACAGAUAAACGUGUAAUGGAAAAGGAAGAGGUCCAACUGACCGAAGAAACACUGCACAGGAUGUUGGUUGCCUUUUGCGAGCAAACUAAAUUUAAACCACCACAAGAUGCCUCGUCGCAAGAGUUGCUGGAGAUUGUCAUGAGGAGAUAUGAGAUGGAAUCGGCGCAUCCUAUUUGGAAUCUGUUUGGUGGAGAACUCGCAGUUGCCAUGCUUAUUCAGGUUCAGAAGCUCAAACUGGAUCUUCAGGAGGCAAUGCUGGAACUGGAUCAGAUUCUUAAGGCAAAUGAGAUAAAUUUUGCUAUUCUUGCAGCUCUGCCUGCAUUUGGUCUUUCCCUUCUGCUACUCAUUGUAGUGCGAGCAUGGGCUAUGCAUGACCAAGGUGCAGAGGGAAGAGGAAGGAUUGCACGGCAUCAGCGGUGGCAGUUACUCAUAGAAGUAGAGGAAAGACUUGAGGAGUUCAAGGAAUGCAUGACUAAGGAAAUGGAGGAGGAGGCGCUUUGCAAAUACGGAUUGACUCUGUACACCCUUGAUAGAUUAUACAAAGCUGUUGAGUUGCAUGCAAAGAAAACCACCGAGUGGUCAAGCGUGAGACAGAAAAUGUUUAAGCUGGCAAAGCCUAAUGUCGGAGUGUCAGACAAGCUGGAUGUUCUUCAAGGAUUGAAGUGGAAUUACGCCUGCUUACGUCCAUACCUGUCAUGAACGAGUCCACCUGAUUCAUUUUUGAGAUGGUCUAUCUUGAUAUAAUAGGGUGACAUGCAAUCCUUAUGACUGGCCAAUGCGGCUCUGCCACGUAUAAAUGUAUUUUGCACCAGAGGUUACUUUGGCCGCAAUUUGUAUAUUGAAAGUUCACUUUUUUU